This is a messenger RNA of Salmo salar (Atlantic salmon), 2428 nucleotides long. NCBI's taxonomy places the organism in Eukaryota, Metazoa, Chordata, Actinopteri, Salmoniformes, Salmonidae. The record is from RefSeq and is a predicted model, not a curated record.
GAUUUUAACCUGGAUUAUUUACUCCAUAAUCACACUGCUUUGUGUUUCUCACCUGUUCUUUUUUUUCUUCAUAUUUGUUAAAAGAAAAUCUGGAAUUAUUUGUGAAUUGACAAUGUUAUAAGUAUGUUAAAUGUCACUUGUCCAAAAUGUGAAGAUAUUUAAGUCAUUUAGCAGAUGCUCUUAUCCAGUGACUUACAGUUAGUGAAUUCAUCUUAAAAUAGCUAGGUUGGACAACCACCUCAGUCAUAGUAAGUAUAUUAUUUUCUCUUACUACUCUGUAUUAAAAUCAUGGUCUGUCUGUGGAAAACUGAAUCAUUAUCAUUUUGGUAGAACUACAUGUACAUACACUCGUCUUACCAUCUAAAGAUAAAUGUAGUAUUCAAAGAGUGAAUUUCUAUGUAAUUCAGGCUAAUUCCAGGUAGUCCUUUUGUGUCAUAGUUGCCCCACAGACAGAUAUGGAAAACGCUGACUGAUCAUAUGUGAUCACAGAGGUCUUACCACAACUGCUAAGGGAUUCCUGUCCUGACCAUAUUUGGUAAGAAGAGGUCCAGUGGCAAGGCAGAAGGAAACUGAAAGUUUCAGAAAUGUCCACCUCCAGCAAUGUCUUGUCUGAAGAGCAGUUCCUGUGCUCUAUCUGUCUGGAUGUGUUCACUGAGCCAGUCUCUAUUCCAUGUGGUCACAACUUCUGCAAGGCCUGUAUCAGGGAAUACUGGAACAGCACUGUCCUGUGCCAGUGUCCACUGUGUAAGGACACAUUCAACAGAAAACCUGAACCAAAAACCAACACAACACUCAGAGAUGUUGCAGAUCAUUUUAAGAGGAUGAAGGUCACGGACGGAGAGGAGUCCUCUUCCAAGCCUGGAGAAGUAGCACCAGUGCAGCAGAUGAUCCAGGAGCGACUGCAGAAGGUUAAGGAGAUCAAAUACUCAGUAGAGCUCAGCCAGAGAGAUGCAGAGAGAGAGAUAACAGGAAGUGUGGAGGUCUUCACUGCUCUGGUUCGCUCCAUUGACAGAAGUCAGGGUGAGGUUAUUAAGGAGGUUGAGGAGAAGCAGAAAGCAGCUGAGAGGCAGGCUGACGGGCUCACUGAAGAGCUGGAGCAGGAAAUCACUGAGCUGCUGAGGAGAGGCACUGAGCUGGACCAUGUCCACCUCCUCCAGAGGUUCCCAUCCCCGAUCAAGGACUGGUCUGAGAUCAGUGUUCACAGGGAUCUGCAUGUAGGAACUGUGCGGAGAGCUCUGUCUCGGCUGGAGGAGACACUUCAGAAAGAGAUGGAGAAGUCGUGGGAUCCUGAGCUGAGGAGGUUACAGCAGUGGUCAGUGGAUGUGACUCUGGAUCCGGAUACAGCACACUGCAAGCUCAUUGUGUCGGAGGACAGGAAACAAGUGAGCUAUGGAGACAUACGGCAGAUUCUCCCUGACCUCCCAGAGAGGUUUGAAUGUUAUCUAUCGGUCCUGGGAAAGGAAGGCUUCUCCUCAGGGAGAUUCCACUUUGAGGUUCAGGUUAGGGGAAAAAUUGAGUGGCAGGUAGGAGUGGCCAGAGAGUCCAUCAUUAGGAAGGGCCCAACAGCUGUAAGCCCUGAGGGUGGACUCUGGGCUCUGUAUAUGAAUAGGAAUAAGUAUGUAGCCAAGGACACACCCCCUAUCCCCCUCUUCCUGAGUCAGAAACCCCAGAAGGUGGGGGUGUUUGUGGAUUACGAGGAGGGUCAGAUCUCCUUUUAUGAUGUAGAAAACAGGUCUCAUAUCUACUCUUUCACUGGUUGUAUCUUCACUGAGAAACUAUAUCCAUACUUGAACCCCUGUGAUAAUGAGGAGGGUCCAAACACAGCCCCAUUGGUCAUCUCUCCUGUCAAUCACACUGACUGAAUUGGGGCCCAAAAAGGCAACAGAUGACUUAAUCUGAUGGAGCAAAUAACAAUUAGGCUAACACAUCCAACUGUAAAGAGUGUUGAUAAUAAUGUUGAUAAUAAUGUUGAUAAUAGUGUUGAUAAUAGUGUUGAUAAUAAUAGGGCACAUUCCAGGGGGUCUGCCAAGCAGUCACAAACCAAAUUUCACAACACCUGCCAUAAACCACAUCAAUAUUAUAUUUUAAUCUGAAGCAUGACUGCAACGUAUCUAACGUGGCGUUCAAUGAUUGGUUCACUUGUGCAGCAUGUCUUCUGAGUCCUGUUUAGACCAUGAUGUUUGAUAUGGUUUUGGUGUUAAAAUCAGAGGAUUAUGAUUGGAAUCUGAUCUUCAGUAGAAUAUUAUGCUUUAGUUUGUCUUUGUUUCCAUUUCUUUUCCCCAUUUUUCAGUAUAGUGUGUUGAGACGUUGAUUGGAUUAAUUUGGGAAUAUGUACUGAAUUAUCCAAAUCUAGUACAAUGCAUAACAUUUAUUGUGAGUUCUAUGUUUUAGUUGUACGUGGUCCAUGUAAAAUAAACAUGAUAAAAUA